Drosophila persimilis is the source of this 1106-nucleotide messenger RNA. RefSeq lists its product as uncharacterized. Bases 23 to 1012 code for a protein of 329 amino acids. Lineage: Eukaryota; Metazoa; Arthropoda; Insecta; Diptera; Drosophilidae. The record is from RefSeq and is a predicted model, not a curated record. The transcript is spliced from 4 exons.
AGGUUUUAUAUACACCGAUAAAAUGCCGCGCCACAAGCCCACCCUCACAAUUGAUGUGGUCGGGAACUUGGAUCUCCGUCCCGAGCACUCCGUGGGCGACUACCGCCUCUCGCGCCAGCAGGACCAGUACUUUGUAAAGCCUCCCAACUGGGACUCGGCUGGAGACUCGAUUGAGAUAAUCUACAUCGAAAAUCUUCGCGAGAACAAUGCGAUGAAGGCGCUGCAGAAGCAAUUGCUGCAGGAUGCAAAGCGCCAGUCCCUGGUCAACAGCCAGCGUACUCGGAAGAUGUACAAGAUGCAGGAGCGCUUGCGCAAGCGGUUCAUCGAGGUGAACAGCUUCAUCAAGGACUGUGUGGAAAAGAAGCGGGUGGCGGACAAGAUUAUUCAUGAGCAGAAGGCCCUGCAUGUAGAGCUGAACAAGGGAAUCCAUCGCUUCAAGAGCUCCCUGUCCGAACUGGAGGUCUUCCGCACUGAUCUUAAAGACACGGUUGCCGAGUUUCAGCCAUACGAGCGCGUCCUUAACGAUGUGGUGAAAGUUUCCGAUAUCUUUGAGUCACCCAAGGACUGCAUCGAUCGCUGCGACGCAUUGAUGCUUGCCCAGGUAGAAAUCAGCCAGCUGCAGUUGCAGAAGCUGGAGGAAAUCGAGAAUAUGCGGAACCGGAUGCUCCUGAUGACCAACGAGGCGGCCCUUACUGUGCUGGGCCUCAAGAACGAUCUGGGCAGGAUGGAGCGCUCGUACAGCCAGGCGCGUCAAACGUGCCUCAAGUGGGAGAAGAUUCUGACCUCCUGUAAGGACGUCAUCGCCAAUAACAAUCUGGACAAGGAAUGUUCCAUGGAAUGCAUCUUAACACUGUAUAAGAUGAUAUGCAAGCGGCGCGGCAUAAAGCCCAGUCUACGAAGUUAUGAAAUGCCCCUUAUCCUAGACUUUAUCAAAUAUGAGGUUGAUCUCUGGAACGAUGUUCUUCGGGAGAUGGACACCUCGUCUAAGGCCGGCAAGAGCCCUUUGUGUUAGCGGAGUGGUAAUUAGUGUUCGGUUGGUUACAUUCAUGAAUUGUUCUGUUAGUUACCGAAGAAUUCUAUUAAUAAAAACAUUAUUGAUUUGACUA